Aaosphaeria arxii CBS 175.79 is the source of this 1815-nucleotide messenger RNA. RefSeq names its product acetylcholinesterase precursor. Lineage: Eukaryota; Fungi; Ascomycota; Dothideomycetes; Pleosporales. Bases 15 to 1730 code for a protein of 571 amino acids. The record is from RefSeq and is a predicted model, not a curated record. The transcript has 4 exons.
UAUACAUCGCGGCCAUGAGACUACUGUAUGGGCUGAUCAGCGUGAGCAUUGGCAUUGGCAUUGGUGCUGAAUGCAGAUACAUUGUAGCUCCAAGUGGUUCUCCCGCUGCACCCAAUGGGCCUCCUGCACCACCCAAUGGCCCUCCCGCUUCCCCCAGUGGACCUCCCGUUCCCCCGAGAUCGCCUCCUGCUCCUCCAGCCGCAGAUUCCAAGUUGAGAGUGACUUUGCCUCAGGCUGUGAUAGAAGGCUUCAGAGACACGCAUGAAAACUCGGUCUUUCUUGGUAUACCAUUUGCUGAUACAACAGGAGGACAAAACCGAUGGAAAGCACCUCAGAAUGUCCCUAAAGCUCAACCAGGCACCGUGUUCAAUGCAUCUCAAUAUGGCCCGACAUGUCCUCAGGCUAUUAGUGGGACACUGUUCUCCCAGCAAAGCGAGGAUUGCCUGAAUCUCAACAUUUGGGCCCCCUCGUCAGGCUCUAAGCUUCCAGUAUUUGUUUACAUGUAUGGCGGAGCAAUGGUCACAGGGUCGAGCAGCAAUCCUCAAUUCCAGGGAAACAACUUCGCUCGUAAAGGUGUCAUUUUUGUCAGCUUCAAUACGCGCGAGAGCAUAUACGCAUAUCCUAGUUCAGCCGAAUUAGCUGGCAACUCUGAGUCUCAAAAUUUUGGUAUUCUUGAUGUCGACAAAGCUUUGGAAUGGAUUCACGACAAUAUUGCUGCAUUUGGUGGAGACCCAAAUCAUAUUGUGUUUGGAGGUCACUCUUCUGGUGCAGUCCAAGUUGACCAUUACCUCUGGAAUCAUCCCAACACGUUCCUUGCCGGUGCUGUACAGAUGGCUGCCAAUGCCAAGUCGGGACCUGCUGUAGCUCCUACGAACGAGGCACUCGAUAUCGUAGCAGCGGAGGUCGGAUGUCCGACUGGCGUUGGGCAGCUUGCCUGUUUGCGCGAGGUAGACUUCUUAACCUUCCAAACCACAAACUUCAACUCGACAUACAACACAUGGUUUACCCCGGCAGUCGAUGAUAAAACACGUUACCGAAAUUACGAGUCCCGCUUCGCGGCUGGAAAUUAUGCAUCCCAUGUGCCGCUACUUACAGGCAAUUCUAACUUGGAGGGCGCGCUUUUCAGCCUUGUCUAUGGCGGUAUCAAUACAGACUUUACAGCAUGGCUCAGCACCUUUGAAGCCGAUGUCGCACAGAUUCCGAAAGAUGAUCUCGAAGCUGCCUACAAUAUUUCUGAUUUUGCCUCUGUCUCUGCAAUGAGCGGUGCCCAAUACGGCGAUGCCAGGUUUUUCUGCCCUGUGGAUUACCUCCAAGACCUGAGAAGCUCUACACAAGAUACUUGGACAUACCGCUUUUUUGGAAAUUACCCUAACGUCUACGGUCUUCCCGUGGACGCACCCACGCACGGCACUGAGAUACCUUUCUUCCUGGGUGGCAAUGAGUGCUUUGAAGCCAUGCAGGGGGUGACACCCGAGCAACAGGCACUCGCUGAUUUCCAGAAUGAUUGGUUUGUCUCGUGGAUCAAAAAUCCGGCCGCCGGACCUGGUUGGGACAAGGUCACGCCUGAAAAAGGCCCUGUUGGUAAACUCGGUGUGCCCGGAAAUGAGCUUGCUAUCGAGGUCGGGUCAACAGCAGACUACAACCAGCGAUGCCAGUCCGUGUAUAAGCCUCGGCUUCCUGCGUAUCCAGUUCUCCAAUCUGUCCAGGCGCUGCUGCAAGCAAUCCUCUAGCUUUAAUAGUCAACAUUAUAUUUGAAAAGAUACUCGAUAAUCCAUUGUAUAUAAAAGAAACAAACACUAGCUAGAUACUUAUGUG